UUAAUUGGUUACCACAAUUCAUUACACCAACAACUCUUUCAUGUUUUGCCUUUUUGGCAGACUGACGACGAUAAGAAGAAGAAGAAGAAAUCAGAAACCCGAGCAAGCAUUAUCAAAUACUCUAAAAAAUUGAGAAGAUGACAGAACCAAAUCAAGAAGCCACGCACCACCACCACCACCACCACCACCACCACCUCCCAAAAAGAAUAAUCCUUGUCCGCCAUGGAGAAUCACAAGGCAACCUAGACACAGCAGCUUACACUACAACGCCUGACAACAAAAUCCAAUUAACUCCUUCUGGUCUAGCACAAGCUCGGCAAGCUGGGAAUCACUUGUACAACAUAAUCUCCAAUGACGAGAACAAGAACUGGAGGGUUUACUUCUAUGUGUCCCCAUAUGAUCGGACAAGAUCAACACUUAGAGAGAUUGGACGGUCGUUCAAGAAAGAGAGGAUUAUUGGGGUAAGAGAAGAGUGCAGAGUAAGAGAACAGGAUUUUGGGAAUUUUCAGGUGAAGGAGAGAAUGAAGGUUGUUAAAGAGUCUAGAGAGAGGUUUGGGAGGUUCUUUUAUAGGUUUCCUGAAGGAGAAUCUGCUGCUGAUGUUUUUGAUCGCGUUUCAGGUUUUCUUGAAUCUCUAUGGAGGGACAUAGAUAUGAAAAGGUUUCACCGAGACCCUUCCCAUGACUUAAACCUUAUAAUUGUAUCACAUGGGUUAACUUGCCGCGUGUUCCUUAUGAAGUGGUUCAAGUGGACUGUUCAGCAAUUUGAGCACUUGAAUAAUCCAGGGAACUGCGAGUUUCGAAUUAUGCAGUUGGGGCCUGGUGGAGAAUACAGCUUAGCCAUCCAUCACACCGAUGACGAAAUGCUAGAAUGGGGACUCUCUCCUGAAAUGAUUGAUGAUCAAAAGUGGAGGAUGCGUGCCAACAAGGGUGAUUGGAACGAAAAAUGUCCUUGGUACCUUGAUGAGUUUUUUGAUCAUGUAGCAGACUCAGACAGAGAAUCCGAUGACAAAGAAAAUGGUUCUUCAGGCAUGUGCGAAUAGGGUUCCUCUAUAUUUGAUUGAUAAUUCUUUGAUUCAAUCUAUAAUAACUGCACUUUUCUAAUGGUAAACAUUAUAUUGAAAAUGAAAUAUAUUGGGUAUGAUUCCAUGUCCGGGUCAUCCCUCAAAGAGCGCCACCAAGUUAUGAAAUUGAUUGUACUUAGUAUUGAUUGUAACAAUGUAAGACAUAUUUUCUUGACAAUGUAUGAUUUAAUGCUGUCAUACGAGGACAUUACAUCAUGUGAUCAUUUUCAUGAAGAAA
This is a messenger RNA of Populus trichocarpa (black cottonwood), 1299 nucleotides long. Its product is annotated as phosphoglycerate mutase-like protein AT74. The record is from RefSeq and is a predicted model, not a curated record. Lineage: Eukaryota; Viridiplantae; Streptophyta; Magnoliopsida; Malpighiales; Salicaceae. The transcript is spliced from 2 exons. Bases 138 to 1040 code for a protein of 300 amino acids. Gene Ontology annotation, molecular function: phosphatase activity.